Trifolium pratense (red clover) is the source of this 2415-nucleotide messenger RNA. Its product is annotated as aspartic proteinase PCS1. The record is from RefSeq and is a predicted model, not a curated record. The transcript has a single exon. Gene Ontology annotation, biological process: proteolysis. NCBI's taxonomy places the organism in Eukaryota, Viridiplantae, Streptophyta, Magnoliopsida, Fabales, Fabaceae. Bases 486 to 1796 code for a protein of 436 amino acids. Gene Ontology annotation, molecular function: aspartic-type endopeptidase activity.
AUAAAAUAAAACAGAGUUCAACCGAGGAAAAAAAAAACAUGUCAGCUGCCUGAAUGAAACCAAAUCUAACAUACUACUAUAGCAUAUACAUACAUUGAUACACAUGAACAUACACAUAACAUACCAAACAGGAAAAAAUUCAACAAAAUUAUGUUAGUUAGGUACCAUAGAAUAAUAAUGGUCCAAGGUAGAACCAAAGUGUUGUUGUACCUUCCUCACUAGAUCUCAUCUCAACUAUUUCUCAUAUCUUUUUCUUGUAUAACAGAACCUCCCAUUUCAUUGUACAUUACAUAUUCUUACCUGUCUUAUAAGGUAAUUACAACAUCAAGUAAUUCCCUUGUCUUUCAUAUAUAUACUUUACUUUGUCCCCAAAAUCUACAACACUUUCUAAACUAUUACUCAAAAUCAACCCAUCAUUUAACUCCUCUCAAAACCCAAAACCAAAACAUUGUUACACACAUUUGCAACAUCAUUCAAAAACCAUAAUGAGAUGCACCAUUUUCACAAACCCAUUUCUCAAAAUUCUCAGUUUCAUCAUUCUACAAACUCUACCACUCAUAACACAAACAAAAAUGCUAACUUUACCACUCAAAUCACAAGUUAUUCCAUCUGGGUAUCUUCCAAGACCACCAAACAAGCUUCGUUUUCAUCACAAUGUUAGUCUUACAGUUUCAAUUACUGUUGGCACCCCCCCACAAAACGUGUCAUUAGUAAUUGACACAGGAAGUGAACUUUCAUGGCUUCAUUGUAACAAUACAACAAACCGGGUUUCACCUGACCCGUUUUUUAACCCGAAUUUUUCUUCUUCCUAUAAGCCAGUUCCUUGUUCUUCAACUACUUGCACGACCCGAACCCGAGAUUUUCCCAUACCCGCUUCAUGUGACUCAAAUAAUCUCUGCCAUGCUACUCUAUCAUAUGCAGAUUUUUCUUCCUCUGAAGGGAACCUUGCUUUUGAUACAUUUGGGUUUGGAGGAUCCGAUAACCCGGGUAUUGUAUUCGGGUGUAUGGAAUCGAGCAUUAGCACAAACUCCGAUGGAGAUGCCAAUGCAACCGGGUUAAUGGGUAUGAAUCUCGGGUCACUUUCAUUUGUUUCUCAGCUCAAGAUACCCAAAUUCUCGUAUUGUAUAUCGGGUUCGGAUUUCUCAGGUAUUUUACUUCUCGGAGGAUCCAAUUUCUCGUGGACUGGGUCGUUGAAUUAUACUCCUUUAGUUCAAAUAUCCACUCCUUUACCUUAUUUUGAUCGGGCUGCGUAUACGAUCCGACUCAUGGAAAUUAGGGUUUCGAAUAAAUCACUUAAUUUGUCAGAAAGUGUGCUCGUUCCAGAUCAUACUGGAGCGGGCCAAACUAUGUUUGAUUUGGGUACUCAAUUUACAUUUUUACUUGGGCCUGUUUAUAGUGCAUUGAAAGAAGAGUUUCUUAAUCAAACAAAUAGUACAUUACGAGUGUUGGACGAUCCAAAUUUUGCAUUUGAAGUAGGAAUGGAUCUUUGUUUUCGGGUUCCAUUGAACCAAUCAAAAUUACCCGAGAUUCCGAGUGUUAGUUUGGUUUUCGAUGGAGCUGAGAUGAGGGUUUCGGGCGAACAACUUUUAUAUCGAGUACCUGGUCGAGUCGUAGGGAAUGAUUCGGUGUAUUGCUUCACAUUUGGGAACUCAGAUCUACUAGGUGUAGAGUCAUUCAUCAUUGGACAUCAUCAACAACAAAAUAUGUGGAUGGAAUUUGAUCUUGUGAAAUCUAGGAUUGGAUUGGCUCAUGUACGUUGUGAUUUGGUGAGCCAAAAAGUGUUGGGCUUGGGAUAGUUAGGCCUACAUACUUGAUUGAGGUGUGGUCACAAUUAAACAAAUUUAAAGAAAUUAAGAGAUGUUUUCUCUCUAGGUCUCCCAUGUAUCUUUUAUACCCCAAAUAUUCUAAUUUUGCCCUUGCUAAAAACUUCGGUUUCUGUAAACCGAAGUUUUUUCUAGUUCAAAUUCAGGAAAAAUUCGGUUAACAGAAACCAAAUUUUUUUUUCAAGGCAAAAAAAUUUCAGUUCGUAGCAACCAAAAUUUUUAUUGAAGAGCAAAAAAGUAAAUUUCAAGGAGGAAAAAGAACCAUGAGGGGCCUAAAGAAAAAACAUCAAUUAAAGAUCAUUCAAUUUUUGGAGGUGGUCCAUUUCUUUCGUGCAUUUUUUUUAUAGAAAAAAUUUAGAAUAAAGAGAUAGUAUCACACUUUAAAAUAGUAGAAAAGACCUUAAACUUAAAAAAUAUUUACAAAUAAAUAUAUUUACAUCUCUAAACCUUCAUGCAAUUUUAAUGAGAGGUUCAUGAUACAAGUGAAAUUAGGAGUUAACUUUUGAGAGAGUUUAUGGAUAAGAACUGAAGAUUAUUAAUGAUCAGCUCAUGGUUCAUACAUCAAAUUAAAUAUGUUGUUAUUAUUUGAAGA